CAACCGCAAACAACAAGCAAAACGUUCCCCUUCUCGCUCCGAGUCGCUUCUCUAAAACAGGCUCCCCGGCAUUAUAUACCCUUCUAAAAAUAGCCUGCCGCGCGGCCGGCCAAUCAGGGCGGCUCGAAUUUCGAAUCGGCCCAAUCGGGCGCGGCGUCACGGAGAGGUUCGGUCACGCCAGGAGGAGCCGGGAUGCGUCGCGGGCGCCCAUUGGGCUCCUCUGA
This is a messenger RNA of Podarcis lilfordi (Lilford's wall lizard), 224 nucleotides long. NCBI's taxonomy places the organism in Eukaryota, Metazoa, Chordata, Lepidosauria, Squamata, Lacertidae. The record is from the annotation of a GenBank genome assembly.